GGAGCAUCCUGGCCGUGGUGGCGAUGCCGGGCACGGUCGGCCAGCGGGCACCGUGCUACGAGUGCGAGAUGUACAAGGAAUCGCACCCUCAUUCUCACCCUUACACAGUGAUCCGGAGUCACUGCGUGUACCCGUGUGAGUGCGGCUCCGUGCCAGACUGCCCGCCCGGCGUGCCCGUCAUCAUGGACGGCUGCGGGUGCUGCUGGCAGUGCGCGCGACAGGAGGGCGAGUCGUGCAACGGGGCGACGCUGUGUGACGCCUCCCGCAGCCUCACCUGCCUCUACAACAGCACCGCGGACCCCACCGGCACUUGCCAAGAGGUGCGUCCAGCGAGAUGUUUCGUUAACAACAGAACCUUUGAUGACGGCGAAUCCUUCACCCUCGACUGCCGUACCCAGUGCACUUGCAAGAACGGCACCUACGCCUGCGCUUCCCUGUGUCCGGGCGAGAGUCUGCCCCCGAGCGCCCAGUGCCACCACCCGCGCCUCGUCAAAGUGCCAGGCCAGUGCUGCAGAGAGUGGAUGUGCGACAGGGUGCCAGGUAAGCUCGUGGUGGCACCUGACUGUGGCCGAGUGUCAGGAAGGUGGUCGGCUUGUUCCCAGACGUGCGGUGCUGGCGUGUCCGUGCGCUGGUCUACAGAUAAGGUCAGCUGUCAGCCAGUAAACGAGACUCGCCUGUGUCAGCUGAGGCCGUGUCAGGACAAUCAGCGGCUUUGGGACGGAGAAGAGAGCAGGAAAAGACAACAGUCUAGAAAGCAUCACAUUAGGCGCGGCCACGUGUGCAAGGCGACCCAGCGGCGGCCUCGCGCACUCCGGCUGCAGUCCGGCGCAUGCGUGAGUGUGCGUCGCUACCGGCCCAAGGUGUGCGGCGCCUGCAAGAAUCGCUGCUGCACUGUCUUCACGGCGACAACCAUCGCGGUCCCCUUCUACUGCCCCGUCCCCAAGAACGAGACGUCUUCCGGCGCUCGUAGCCAUCGAACUACCUCGACGACAACGACGACGACGACGACCGCCACCCCCAGCGUGUACGACAUGAUGGACGAGGGGCAGCCCGUGCUGGACGUGGUGGUGAGCUACGACCCGCAAGGUCCGGCGCAGUACCGGGACGGGCACUACUGGGGGGCCAGCUACAGCGGGGAGAGAUACCGGAGUGGAAAAGAUGAUCGCCGGGCUGAUAACUACCGCAGGCUCAGUUAUCGCGUUGGGGAUUACACGGAUGAUAACUACCACGCAAAGAACCUAGACGAGCGAGACGACGACCGCUCCGCCACGGGCAGCAGAGAUCCUCGCGAUUCCGAAGAAGACCAGCCGCUCCCCGUCGCUCAGCACGACCUCACGCUGGAGGACCAGGCGGAAGAGGAUCUCGCGUGGGCGCGGGUGCUAAGAACCCCCCACGAGAAAGUGUCGAAGCAGGUGGAAUGGAUCAUGAGGUGCAAGUGCAGUCGCAGCUGCGAGGCGCCCCCGACCGCUCCUGUCGCCGAGGAGGACCACCGGACGGCCGCCCGGAGGAUCCCACGAGCGCACUCGGCCGACCCCCCGACGUAACACUGCUGGGACAUCGAAAACAUAGAUGUUGUCGUAUUUGUAUAUAGCUCUGUGUAGACCUUUCCAGACAAACAAAUGUGUGGGCAGUGUGCUAGCGGCGCGGAAUCCGGUCGAUGUACGUGACUUGUGUAUUCAGAGAGGGAGUGUACCUGUGUGCACAUAGUUUAGGAGUUGAUUACUUCGCAAAUAACCGGAAGUAAUGCACACAGACGUUAUUUAUUAGUUGUUAUCAUACCCAUUAUUUAUUUUCUGGUGCAAACUAAAUUGGCGAAAUAGCAAACAAGAGAAAAAAUGUAGCGUUUGUAAACUUCUCAAGGCGCACAAAAGAGAGUGCUCAUUAGCAUUCAGUACCUGUUUGUAUAUAAUAAAAUGAGGUUGAGCC
Messenger RNA from Penaeus chinensis, 1926 nucleotides. Its product is annotated as CCN family member 2-like. Gene Ontology annotation, biological process: cell adhesion; signal transduction. The record is from RefSeq and is a predicted model, not a curated record. The transcript is spliced from 6 exons. Gene Ontology annotation, cellular component: extracellular matrix; extracellular region. NCBI's taxonomy places the organism in Eukaryota, Metazoa, Arthropoda, Malacostraca, Decapoda, Penaeidae. Bases 24 to 1544 code for a protein of 506 amino acids. Gene Ontology annotation, molecular function: integrin binding; heparin binding.